UAUCUUCUUCACUGUCAUCUGCUUUCUCAAGAAAAAUAUGAACAGGCCAGGAGACUGGAAUUGCAGGUCGUGCCAGCACCUCAACUUCCAAAGGAGGGACUCAUGCCAGCGCUGUGGAGAACCGAGGCCCGGUGGCGAGAGAGGCGACUAUGGAAGCUUUGGUGCUAGGGGUGGGUCCGGGUCGUCGUUCGGGCUGUUCACUGGACCCGAUGUUAGGCCAGGCGACUGGUAUUGCACUGUGGGCAACUGCGGGGCUCACAACUUCGCCAGCAGAUCAAUCUGCUUCAAAUAUGGUGCAGCCAAAGAUGAACCGUCUGGAGGAUUUGAAGGUGACAUCCCACGUAUGAGGGGAUAUGGCCUUGGCAGUGGCAGCUCCAGUCGCUCUAACUGGAAAUCUGGAGACUGGAUUUGCUCCAGGUCGGGUUGCAAUGAGCACAACUUUGCCAGCAGGAUGGAAUGUUUCAGAUGCAAUGCACCAAGGGACUCCACCCACAAAUCUUCAUACUAAAUCAAUAAAAUGAAUUUUUCAUUUUUGGGUA
Molecule: messenger RNA, 539 nt
Organism: Hibiscus syriacus
Lineage: Eukaryota; Viridiplantae; Streptophyta; Magnoliopsida; Malvales; Malvaceae
Product: TATA-binding protein-associated factor 2N-like
Exons: 3
Coding region: 38-508 (156 amino acids)
Cellular component (GO): cytoplasm
Molecular function (GO): mRNA binding
Source: RefSeq, a predicted model, not a curated record